Messenger RNA from Chaetomium fimeti, 726 nucleotides. RefSeq lists its product as uncharacterized. The record is from RefSeq and is a predicted model, not a curated record. The transcript is spliced from 3 exons. NCBI's taxonomy places the organism in Eukaryota, Fungi, Ascomycota, Sordariomycetes, Sordariales, Chaetomiaceae. The coding region runs from base 1 to 726 and encodes 241 amino acids.
AUGCACCUGCCAGCUCCCGAGUGUGGAGACGGUGUCCAUGCCCAAAAGCGGCCAGCGGCUCAGGGGCUAUCCCAGCUCAUCAACCCCGUCCCCGGAUUGCGCGUGAAUUGGACAUCGUUCGAUGAGGGAAUUCUAGACGGGCUGUUGGCGGCCGAGAAGUUUCGAAUGCCAUGGAAGUUUCGGGUUUGUCGAUACCUGCGCGUGAAGGAGGUAUUCAUCGGAGACAAGAUCGCGGGCGUCGCGCUGUUCCCAUUAUUCUCACGCAUGGCCUUUGUACACCGCACUCUCCUCUACGGCACCAACAACGUCCUCCCACCCAUCCACUCACCGAAACCAAAACCUACCAACUCUCUGUCGGCAGCCGCUUCGUUAUGCCUCUGGCUCUUCAAAGCCGCCAUCGUCGCUUUCUGCUACAGCCUCGCCUGGCCCUCUGGCAAGCGAAGCUACACGCUUCUCCUCCGCUUCGCCGGCGGCUUCCUCAUCGCCACCUUCAUCCCGAUGCCCAUCACCACCCUCGCCGAAUGCCCCGCCUACCCCCAACCCCGACAAGUCACGGCCGACCCCAACGGGCCACUGCCGCUAGAGCUACGUCUACCUGAUAACGACGACGGUAUGCAGCGUGGCGACCGAGACCGACCUCCUGCUGGUCGCCUUCCCCGUGUCGGUCGUGCUGCGCAAGAGCCGGAUGUUGGGGGCCCGCACGGUCUUGCUGGCGGCGGUGUUUAG